AUGGGUCGCCAUUCCUGUUGUGUAAAGCAAAAAUUGAGGAAAGGCUUAUGGUCCCCUGAAGAAGAUGAGAAGCUAUUCAAUUACAUAACAAGAUUUGGAGUUGGAUGCUGGAGUUCAGUUCCCAAACUAGCUGGAUUGCAAAGAUGUGGAAAGAGUUGCAGAUUGAGAUGGAUAAACUAUCUUAGGCCUGAUUUAAAGAGAGGGUUGUUCUCUCAGCAGGAGGAGGAUCUUAUAAUCAGUCUUCAUGAAGUGCUUGGAAAUAGGUGGGCUCAAAUAGCAGCACAGUUACCAGGGAGAACAGAUAAUGAGAUUAAAAACUUUUGGAAUUCAUGUUUAAAGAAGAAGCUUCUGAAGCAAGGGAUUGACCCAACUACCCACAAGCCUCUUACUGAAGCUCAUGUAAAGGAAGAAAAGAAAAGCACAGAGACAACUUCUAUGCAAACGCCAUUGUCUCAAGGGCCUUCGGCUACAUCAACCUUUGCAUCAUCACAGGGAUCAGGACUUCUAAUAAGCGAUUCCAAUUACUAUGAUGGAGGGCUAACAGAAGCUUCAAGAGAAAUUUUCAUGAGCAAGCCAGCAUUGGACCCUUUGUCCUACUAUGAUUUCCCAAUGGGCGUUACACAGUCAGGUUUUAACUUACCUGUGAGUCAUUAUCACACAAGCCUUAGAGCAUGUGAUCAGGGCCAGUUUGGAACCAAUUCAAGCUUUGGAUUCUCUUCAAUGCCAAGUCUAACCAAUUCUGAUCAUGGAAACUUGUCGGUGACUGAGUUUUCAGACAAUAAUUCAGCCUCCAAAAUCAGUUCAUUGUUCAUGAAUGAUCAGGUGAAAGAGAGUUCCAGCAACAGCUCAAACAUGAGUACUAUUUAUCCAGGAGGAGGGUGUGAUAUGAGAAGCAUGAUGGAGAAUGCAGGGUUCUCUUGGGACGGUGAGAACAAGUUUGACCCCUUGUUUCAGUUCCAAGUAAAUGCCGUAAAAUCUGAGGAUUUUAAGACAAGUUCAUGGGAAGAAGCGCAGCUGCAGACUCACAACUCCAUAGAUUUCACUAGCUUUCCACUAUCAUCACUUACUGAAGAUCUAACAGGAGCAAAUUUUGAUGUAUUCCAGCAUAUCUGAACUGUAAAUUCUUUCUUUCUUUCUUUUUUUAUUUUCUUUUGUU
Abrus precatorius (Indian licorice) is the source of this 1156-nucleotide messenger RNA. RefSeq names its product myb-related protein 330-like. NCBI's taxonomy places the organism in Eukaryota, Viridiplantae, Streptophyta, Magnoliopsida, Fabales, Fabaceae. The transcript has 3 exons. The coding region runs from base 1 to 1113 and encodes 370 amino acids. Gene Ontology annotation, biological process: regulation of stomatal movement. The record is from RefSeq and is a predicted model, not a curated record.